Gigantopelta aegis is the source of this 4522-nucleotide messenger RNA. Its product is annotated as F-box only protein 11-like. The record is from RefSeq and is a predicted model, not a curated record. The transcript has 19 exons. Gene Ontology annotation, biological process: protein ubiquitination; ubiquitin-dependent protein catabolic process; regulation of apoptotic process. Lineage: Eukaryota; Metazoa; Mollusca; Gastropoda; Neomphalida; Peltospiridae. Bases 79 to 2715 code for a protein of 878 amino acids. Gene Ontology annotation, molecular function: zinc ion binding; protein binding.
UUCAUUAUGGCUUCUCGUAGAUGAUACGAUCUGUUUGUUGACAAAAUAAAAACAUUUAAAGCUGUUUUAAAGCUGAAAAUGUCCAAUUCUUCUAUGCGGUCAACACGGCUAAGCGGUAGGAAACGCGGAAGGAAAGCAAAGGCCAAGCCUGUGCAGCGAAAGCGACGAUAUGCUGAUGCCGAAAUAGCAGCUGAAGCCAAAGAUAUUAGUGCAUCGUCUAGUGGUCAGAAUAGUGGCAAAUACUUUCUGCGAAGGCGUCAUGCCAACCAAGAACAUUGUUCUGGAGAGAAGCUGGACCAGGCACACGCAGAAGCUGUGCCAGUGAAGCGGCGACGCAAGUCCAGUUGCAAUCCAGCACUCACGCCAACAGGUGCAGUUGGUGCAAAGUACUUGCAGGAAGACUUGCCCGUGGAGGUUUUACUGAAGAUCUUUAGCUACCUGCUAGAAUUUGAUCUAUGUGUAGCAUCACAAGUGUGUAAAAAGUUUAGGGAAAUUGCCAAUGACUUGAAGUUGUGGAAGAACCUGUAUCAAGAAGUGUUUGAGUACGAUGCUCCAUUGCUGCAUCCAGAAGUACAAGUUUUCAAAUUCAUUGAUGCUUCGGACACAGAGUAUGACAAUCCUUGGAAGGAGAGCUUUAGGCAUCUGUACCAUGGCUUCCAUGUACGACCGGGUUAUCACAAUCUGUACCACCCAAAGGGCAAGAAGUCUAAAGCAAGCAGACAUCUACAGUGUUUCCAAACGGUGGAGCAAGCAUACAGCUUUGUGGAUAAAGUUGACAUGGACGACCCAAUAAUAUUUGUUCAUUCUGGGCUGUACCAGGGAGAGUUCCUGCUUAUCGACAUUGAUGUCUCAAUUAUUGGUGCAGCUCCUGGCAAAGUAAUAGACCAUGUUUUCAUUGAGAGGGAGAGUGAGUCAACAGUCAUGUUUGUAGAAGGUGCUAGAAAAGCUUAUCUUGGAUAUAUCAGUCUUCGGUUUAUGCCUGACAUCACAUCAUCAGUACCGCACCACCGGCAUUACGCUCUGGAAAUAGCUGAAAGCUGUUCUCCAACAAUAGAUCAGUGUAGAAUAAAAAGCACAUCUGUGGUUGGAGCAGCUGUGUGUGUAUCUGGCUCAGGGGCUGACCCAACUAUCAAACACUGUGUUAUUAAAGACUGUGAAAACGUUGGACUCUAUGUCACAGACUAUGCACAGGGAGUGUACGAGGACAAUGAGAUAAGUGGCAAUGCCCUGGCGGGUGUGUGGGUCAAGAAUCAUUCCAACCCCAUCAUGAGACGGAACCACAUACACCACGGACGUGAUGUUGGAGUCUUUACCUUUGACAAUGGGCGGGGUUAUUUUGAUUCGUGUAACAUCCACAACAACAGGAUAGCUGGCUUUGAGGUGAAGGCUGGAGCCAAUCCCACUGUUGUACGAUCUGAGAUUCACCAUGGCCAGACUGGUGGUAUCUAUGUACACGAGAAUGGGCGGGGCCAGUUCAUCGACAAUAAGAUACAUUCAAACAGCUUCGCAGGGGUGUGGAUCACAUCAAAUGGAGAUCCAACAAUAAGAAAAAAUGAAAUUUACAAUGGUCACCAAGGUGGUGUGUAUAUAUUUGAACACGGAAGAGGAUUGAUAGAAGACAAUAACAUAUAUGGUAAUGCACUGGCUGGUAUUCAAAUCCGCACACACAGCAAUCCAAUAGUCCGGCACAAUAAAAUACAUGAUGGCCAGCAUGGAGGAAUUUAUGUGCAUGAAAAGGGACAAGGUUUGACCGAAGAGAAUGAGGUUUACUCCAAUACGUUAGCUGGAGUGUGGAUCACCACUGGAAGUACCCCAGUACUGAGGAGGAACAGAAUACACAGUGGCAAACAGGUUGGAGUGUACUUCUAUGACAAUGGACAUGGAGUACUAGAAGAUAAUGAUAUUUUCAAUCAUCUUUAUUCUGGUGUUCAAAUUAGAACUGGAAGUAAUCCUUUGAUUCGGAAGAACAAAAUCUGGGGCGGUCAGAACGGUGGUAUCCUGGUCUAUAACAGUGGGCUGGGUAUGAUUGAAGAUAAUGAGAUAUUCGACAAUGCAAUGGCAGGUGUUUGGAUAAAAACAGACAGCAACCCAGUGCUACGACAGAAUAAGAUUUAUGAUGGCAGAGAUGGUGGAAUUUGUAUAUUCAAUGGAGGAAAAGGUAUUCUGGAGGACAAUGACAUAUUUGGGAAUGCCCAGGCUGGUGUUUUGAUCAGCACACAAAGUCACCCGAUUCUCCGUCGGAACAGAAUAUACGAUGGUCAUGCUGCUGGUGUUGAAAUCACAAACAAUGCAACUGCCUCCCUGGAGGACAACAAGAUCUACAACAACAAGUUCGGAGGAUUGUGUGUCGCCACUGGUGUCAAUCCGGUGAAAAAAAAUAAUGUUAUAACUGGGAACCAUGACAUGGUUGCCAAGGCUGUGUCCACUGGUCAGUGCCUGUACAAGAUUUCCAGCUACACCAGUUUCCCCAUGCAUGAUUUUUACAGAUGUCGGACGUGUAACACAACAGAGAAAAAUGCUAUAUGUACAAACUGCAUAAAGACGUGUCACUCGGGACACGAUGUGGAAUUUAUUCGAUUCGAUAGGUUUUUCUGUGAUUGCGGUGCAGGUACGCUGAACAAUUUGUGCCAGUUACAGGGUGAGCCAACCCAGGAUACGGACACACUUUACGACUCCGCAGCCCCAACAGAAUCUCACACCCUGAGAGUUAACUGAUUCACCUCGGCCUCAACCUGUGGUGCGGCAUGUUUGUGGUAUUCAUCAAAACACCAUCUGUGAUCGAAUCAAACACUGGAGCUGACCAGUAGGGUAGUUUUUGUUACAGCAGAGUAAUGAAGAAGAAAGUACUGGAAACAUUCGUUUGACUGGCACGUCGAGGUCGUGCGGCAAUAAGUUGACAGUGAAUGCAUGUGUCCAUGUGUGUGUGCUCAAGCGUGCCUACGCUUGUGUGUACUGGCAUCACAUUGUUGAUAUCAGUCUGUGGUAUUGGAUGUGUGUCUGCAGUGUGCUCGAGUUUAAAGCUUUCAUGGAACACGAAAACAAUUUGCUGAAUCAGGGUUUCUUGUCUGUUACAGUAUCGGUCUACGAUUUGUGCGACCUUUGUUUUUUGUUCCAUUGCGAGUUUGAUGUUUGGUUAUGUGGCUGUUCUGCUAUUCUGACUGCUACAGUGCAGAAUCCUGAGAUCGUCAAAAUGAAGCCCAGCAAAGCUCCCUCUACAAGUUGUCCAAAGUACUAUUACAUACCGGUAUUCAGAGCUUUUGUGUUCUGAAGUUCUGAACUAGCAUUACCGCAAACAAUCAGCAAAAACAAUAACAAUGUUUGCAAGUGUCCUGUCCAAAAUGUUCAGUGGACACUGCAUCAUAAACCAAAGAUUUUUCAGUGUUGUGUUUACAGGCACAAUGGCUUAAAUCUGUUUAUGCUUUAAAAACUAAAAAAAGACUUGUAAUCUUUGCAUGAAGAACUAUUUAUAUACUCUGCAUUUUUCCUUAGUUUCAUUUUUAUAAAUAUAUUUAUUUUCCUUUUUUUUUUGCUUUUUUUUUUUUUUUGCUUUAAAUGCACAAUAAUAUGUUUAAUAUAUACUACUGGUAUUUGUUAGUGGAUUCAAUUUGCUUUAAUGCAUGAACACAUAUUCACUAUUGCAUGGGUAUCUCUUUGGUAAAACGUUGGUUGAUAAUGUGAAGGUAUUUUCUUAGGAUUAUUAUAAAGAAAUGUACCAGCAAACAGUAUGGUUCAUUUAUAGAAGAAACAAAAUAUUGUCAGUUAAUGAUUAGAACAAAGUUAACGGGAAUAUAUAAUAGUUAAAUUUUAGAACUCUACUAAUAUUUCUUUCUAGUCUAACAGGAAUUUGUUUUAAAAAUAAAAAUGUAAUGAAAAUAUGCUUAGUUGAUGAUUAGAACGAAGUUAACAGGAAUAUAUAAUAGUUAAACUUGAGAACUGUACUAACAUUCUUUCUAGUCUGACAGGAAUUUGUUUAUAAAAAAAAAUAUGAAAAGCUACCUGUCUUCUAUAAGUUUUUAACUUGUUAUUUGUCAUCUAUGGAGUGUUCUGUAUUGACUGUGGUUUUGGCUUGAACACUGUUGACCACACUGCCGUGUUGUCUUGUCAUGGGUUUUAUGGUCACUUGACUUUAUUAGUCUAUUAUUUUACCUCAGCAGUAAUAUUAAGUUCUUGGCUUACAAGAAUUGUCAAAGCUUAUUGAGUUUUAUUUUAUAAUAGUUGUAUAUUAUCUGCAUAGUUGUCUUUGAUACUACUCUGUUGUGGAAAUGCAUGUAUUCAUAGUGUUCAUAUCUUUAUUACCUGGCACACAUCAGGAAUACAACACUGGAAAACACCAUCAAUUGUAAUUUAAUAUGACUGAAAAUAAUAAUCUUUAUUAACCAUAUGGUUCAGCAUUAAGCAAGUUAAUAAUAAUUAUAUGAAGCACAAGUGUAAUGACGUAAUUUUGGGAAGCGACGUAACAUGACGUUGCUUCUCCAGUCCUAGCUCAGAUUGUGCGUUUGAAAUAUGACGUCAUUUUAUCGUC